Megalopta genalis is the source of this 624-nucleotide messenger RNA. The record is from RefSeq and is a predicted model, not a curated record. Lineage: Eukaryota; Metazoa; Arthropoda; Insecta; Hymenoptera; Halictidae.
AAUUUUGGUGUUUUCGUCGUCGACAAUAUAGCUGGGAGAUUGCCAAUGACACGCCAAGAGGCAAUCAAGCAUUUCGGUUGGGGUCUGACGGAGUUCGAGCGCGCGGAGAUCGAGCAAUAUUCCGAGAUCUGGUAUCUGGGCCUGGCGGUCCACAAAAUUCACGGCGAGGAGGGUGCCGCCCAAAACAACGGAUACGACGACGAAAAUGGGAACUACAACAAAGUCCUCCACGAUCACAUCUCGUACAGAUACGAGAUCCUGGAGGUGAUCGGCAAGGGAAGCUUCGGCCAGGUGAUCAGAGCGUGGGACCACAAGACGGCCCAGUACAUCGCCAUCAAGAUCAUCAGGAACAAAAAGAGAUUCCAUCAUCAGGCGCUCAUCGAGGUGCAGAUCUUGGAACACCUGAGGAAGAAAGACGUGGACGCGAACCACAAUGUGAUACACAUGCUAGAAUACUUCUACUUCAGGAACCACUUGUGCAUCACUUUCGAGUUAAUGAGGUACGUGGUGCCCGGUACAACAUUCUAUUUCUCGUCUCCUCCGGACGCGUUCGGCCUCGAAACACCGCGUGCGCUUAACAAACUUGAAAUACAGGUAAUCCUCCGAUAACACGGUAGAGAUAGG